This is a messenger RNA of Corythoichthys intestinalis (scribbled pipefish), 1908 nucleotides long. It is a transcript of the gene ublcp1, whose product is annotated as ubiquitin-like domain containing CTD phosphatase 1. Gene Ontology annotation, biological process: protein dephosphorylation. The transcript has 11 exons. Gene Ontology annotation, cellular component: nucleus. NCBI's taxonomy places the organism in Eukaryota, Metazoa, Chordata, Actinopteri, Syngnathiformes, Syngnathidae. The record is from RefSeq and is a predicted model, not a curated record. Gene Ontology annotation, molecular function: protein binding; protein serine/threonine phosphatase activity. Bases 222 to 1178 code for a protein of 318 amino acids.
AUGACGACGAGGCUUUGUCGCUACGUCACUACCGGCAGGAGGCGACGCUCUAGGAGAACUCUCUUUGCUGUCUUUUCGCUCUUUCUCCCUCGUGGCGUCGAAUGAAGGAGACAAAGUGAUUGGACGCCCAGCCAGUCGUCGUCACGGUCCGUUUGUCGCUCGUCGCAUGUUAGCAUUGCAUGCUAACUCGCUUCGCCAGUGUGUGUGGGUGUUCGUGAGCCAUGUCCGUGUCCGUGAUUAUUAAAUGGGGGGGACACGAGUACGCCAUCACGUCCCUAUCCGAGGAGGACACGAUCAUGGAUCUCAAGCAAUCCAUCAAGACUCUCACCGGCGUGCUGCCCGAGAGACAGAAGCUGCUCGGACUGAAGAUUAAAGGAAAAGCGGCUGAAGACCAAGUGAAGUUGGGCUCACUCAAACUCAAACCCAAUACCAAGAUCAUGAUGAUGGGCACUAGGGAGGAAGGGCUGGAGGAGGUUUUAGCACCUCCCCCAGAGAACGACGACGUGGUCAACGACUUUGACAUCGAGGAGGAGGUCAUCGAAGUGGAGAACAGGGAGGAGAAUCUAGCAAAAAUCGCUCGCCGUGUCAAAGACUACAAGGUUGAGGAGAUGAACUCCCCCAGGGAAGGAAAAAGACUUCUAGUCCUGGACGUGGACUACACUUUGUUUGACCACAAGUCGUGCGCUGAGACCGGUCAAGAGCUGAUGAGGCCUUACCUUCACGAGUUCCUGACGUCAGCGUACGAGGAUUACGACAUCGUCAUCUGGUCUGCCACCAGCAUGAAGUGGAUUGAUGCCAAAAUGAAGGAGCUGGGUGUGACUGACAACCCGAACUACAAGAUCACAUUCAUGUUGGACAGCGCCGCCAUGAUCACCGUGCACACACCCAAAAGAGGCGUCGUGGAGGUGAAGCCGUUGGGUGUGAUCUGGGGCAAGUACGAGCGCUUCUACAGCAAGAAGAACACCAUCAUGUUCGACGACAUCGGACGCAACUUCCUCAUGAACCCGCAGAAUGGACUUAAGAUCCGGCCCUUCAUGAAGGCGCACAUGAACCGUGAAAAGGAUCGUGAGCUGCAGAAACUGAGCGAGUACCUGAAGGAGAUCGCCACGUUGGACGACUUCACCUCGCUCAAUCACAAACACUGGGAGAGGUACCUGUAUAAGAGGCAACAACACUGACCACAAAGUACACAAGACCAUGACAUCAUCAUAACAACACACUGGAAGAACACAAAUCCUGUGGCCAAGCGCUGGCCCUUGAAAACUCACAACAUGCAGUGUGUGUCUGUAUGCGACCGAUCACGACACAAGUGUACUGAUGGCUCGCCACCCUGGUGCUUCCUGCCACAAUAUUAAACACAUGGAUGGCAACACAAAAAUACAACAAUACAUGGAAAAUGAUUUUAAAAAACAACAACACAGAAGACACAAUGCUGCAACACAAGAACAAAGUUGACACAAGGCAUCAACAAAAAUGACAUGGCACAAUACAGCAAAACACAUCACAGCAAAGAAGAUAAAAUGAGAAACAAGUGCCAAAAUGAAAUAAAAUGUGAAAUACAUUUUCAAAAGACUAUAUAUAAAUACAUUUUGGAAUUCAUACAGACAAAUCAAAAUUGAAAUAAAAAUAUAUAAACAUUUAAAUAAAUCCAUAAACAUUCAUACUGAAGUAAUUAAAUGUUCAGUAACACAUUUUUUAGUUAAUAGCACUGCUGGUGCUCCAUAAGCGACAACACAGCCAACCUGACGUAGCAACACAACUUGGCAACACAACAAGUGCAACAAUAGUGGAAAAACAAGGCUUUGAAAGUGCACUCCCGUCACAUGUUGUCAUGGAAACUGCUGAAUGAGUGUGCGUGUGUGUAAAUAUGACAUUAAUAAAAGCAUUUUUUUUACCCAAAUUCUUGAU